AUGUUCUCCUCUGUUGCUUUAGUUGCAUCGCUCGUUAAGAGUGCCGCUUUUCCUACCAACAACAACCACAUUCAUGACAAUACCAAAGUUGAUAUUUCCCCUGAGCUUGUCAAGGCUGUGACAGCUGAAUUAAAGAAGGAAAUUGAUGCUGCCUCUACUGCUGGCAGUCAAACAACCAUUGUGGAUGAAGAUGCUUCUAUUUUGUUGCAAUCCAGAGUCAAACAAGCCAUUACUUAUCUUCUGACAGCUAACUCUCAAGACUCUCAAGUCCGCCUUAUAAAUGCUAAUCAUGCUGUUGAAUAUGUUGCCUAUGGUCUUUCUGAUCUUGUCUUUGUCUAUCCCGGUUCUGCUUCCGGUUAUCUCGGUCAAGAAUUACCUAGCUGGACUUCUUCUGUUCGCAAUGCUUCAGGCCAACUUGUCAAGGUUGCUGAGAUGGAAACCCGUGCUGGUGCUCUUCAAGCUGUUCAAGGUGCUCUUGCUGAUGCCCAGAACAAGACUGUUUCUGUCUUGGCUUCUUCUCAAGCAUUAUUGUCUAUGAUUCCUAAUUUGCAUACCUUGGCUGUUGAACGUCAACCUGUUGUCUUCCAUGUAGCUGCUCAAUCUUAUGACCAAGAUUUGGUAGCUUCCACCAACGUCGAUGCUGUUCUUGCUGCUCGUAACACUGGUGCUAUCUUGUUGUCUUCCUCUAAUGCUCAAGAAGCCCAUGACAUUAGCAUUGUUGCUCAUUUGCUUGCUCGCUCCGUUGGCUUGCCCGUCAUUCACUUCUUCAACGGUGUUGUUGCUUCUAAGCAAAUUGAAAAGGUCAAUUUGACUUCUUAUGCUCAAUUGACAAAGUUGGCCGACAGCACUAUUCCCAACAAGGUCACUUAUACUGAAGCUUAUCAAGUUGCCAAGAAGGUCCUUGCUCAACUCAACUACAAGCCCUUUGAAUACAUUGGUGCUACUGAUGCUGAAACUGUCUUGGUUACUUUGAAUGCUUCUAAUGCUGCUAUUGAACAAGCUGUUGCUCGUGCAGCUUCCUACUUGAACGUUAGCGUUGGUCUCUUAAAUGUCCGCGUCUUCCGCCCCUGGUCCGAAGCUGACUUUAUUGCUUCUUUACCCAAGUCUGCUCGCCGUGUGGUUGUCCUUGAAGAAGGUGCUGGACUCUAUGCUUUCAAUGGUCCUCUCUAUUUAGAUAUUGCUGCCUCUAUCCGCUUUGGUCCCAUUGCUCGUGAUCACCGUCCUCGUUUAGUCAGUGCUCAAGCUGCUGGUUUUGUUCACCUUCAUGCUACUCACAUUCCUUCUCUUGUGAAAGAAGCUGAACAUGAAACCUUUGUCAACCUUGCUGCUGAGCCCUUCACUCUUGCUGUCUCUGACGAAACAAUUGCUCUUGAAAAGAGUGAUGCUGCUUGGAGUGCUAUCUUUUGGGAUGUUGGUCAAGAUGGUUCUUCUACUGCCAUUCACAAUGCUCACCUUGCUCAAGCUGUUCAGCCCAGUAUUCCUGUUGCUGCUCGUGUAACUCAUGAUGCUUACCGUGUUGGUGGUCCUGUUACUCACACUCACCUCACUUAUGGUGCUAGUAAAUCUGCUCCUCACCAAUACAUCGCCAUCCAUGAUAUCUCUGUCAUCAAGGAAUACAACACUUUGGCUCAUGCCGCCAAGAACGCUACUGUUGUUCUUCAUGGUCCUUGGAAGCACGGUGAUGAAGUUGAAGGCAUCUUGUCUAACGAGUUCAAGUUUGGUUUGACCCAACUCAAUGCCAAGUUGUAUACCAUUGAUGCCGCUCAAAUUGAACCUACUGAUGAAGAAGAGAAGCGCACUUUGGCUGGUGUGGUGUCUGAUGUUGUCAAGGCUGUGUCUGAGGAAUUGUCUGCUGUCGAAUUGUUGCCUCCCUGGACUAUCUUGGAAAUCAGUGAUGUUUUCUUGCCUGCUUUGCCUGUGGACCGCCUUGUUGGUGCUGAAGAGGUUGAUGAGGACAUGUCUGAAUCUACUGUUGCUGAUGAUGAUGAAGAAGGCGCCGGUGUUGAAUCUAACAAGUGGCAUAAGGCUGCCUGGCAAUUGAUGUUCAACGAGGCUUACAAGACUCAAACUGCUAUCCGCCCUGACUUGCAUGAAAGCACCUAUGUUAUCCAUGUCAGUGAAAACCGUCGUUUGACUCCUGAUUCCUAUGAUCGUAAUGUCUUCCACAUUGAGUUCGAUACCUCUGACUCCAACCUCAAGUAUGAACUUGGUGAUGCUCUUGGUGUCCAUGGUCACAACAACUAUGAAGAUGUCCAAGCCUUCUUGAACUGGUAUGGUUUGAAUGGUAAUGAUGUUGUCUCUGUAAAGGAUAGUGAGAAAGGUACUGAGGAAGUCCGUUCUGUGUUCCAAUUGUUCAGUCAGAACUUGGAUAUCUUUGGUCGUCCUUCCAAGAAGUUUUAUGAAUCUCUUGCUGCUUUUGCUACUGAUCCCAAGGAACGUGAACAAUUGUUGUACUUGGUUUCUCCUGAAGGUAAAGAAGACUUCAAGAAGCGUGUGGAUGAAACUGUCACUUAUGAGGAACUCUUGCGUGAAUUCACUUCUGCCAAGCCCUCUGUUGAAGCCCUUGCCAAGAUUGUCUCUCCUAUCAAGCCUCGUCACUACUCUAUCGCUUCUUCUCAAAAGAUGCACAAGAACUCUGUCCACUUGUUGAUUGUUGCUGUUGACUGGGAAAUCAAUGGCAAGAAGCGUUAUGGUCAAUGUACUCGCUACUUGUCCAACUUGCGUGUGGGUGACAAUGUUACUGUUUCUAUCAAGCCAUCUGUCAUGAAGUUACCACCUCUUGAUACUCAACCUGUUAUCAUGGCUGGUCUUGGUACUGGUAUGGCUCCUUUCCGUGCUUUCAUUCAAGAACGUUACAUGGCUAAGGCUGCUGGUAAGAAGGUGGGUCCUGUUGUCCUUUACUUUGGUUCUCGUCAUCGUUCUAUGGAAUAUCUUUAUGGUGAAGAAUUGGAAGCUUAUCACGCCGAUGGUGUCUUGUCUCAUAUGGGUCUUGCUUUCUCUCGUGACCAGAAGGAAAAGAUUUACAUUCAACACAAGAUGAAGGAAGACGCUGAAAUGUUGAGUGAAUACUUGUUGAAUCAAAAGGGUCAUUUCUAUCUCUGUGGUCCUACCUGGCCUGUUCCUGAUGUCAAGGAUGCUGUUGUCUAUGGUCUCACUCAAUAUGGUGGUGUUGAUGCUGCUAAGGCUUCUGCUCUUAUUGAAGAAUGGAAGGAAAAGGAGUCUUACAUUCUUGAAGUUUAUUAA
Molecule: messenger RNA, 3243 nt
Organism: Gilbertella persicaria
Lineage: Eukaryota; Fungi; Mucoromycota; Mucoromycetes; Mucorales; Choanephoraceae
Exons: 2
Coding region: 1-3243 (1080 amino acids)
Cellular component (GO): cytosol
Molecular function (GO): flavin adenine dinucleotide binding; FMN binding; sulfite reductase (NADPH) activity
Source: RefSeq, a predicted model, not a curated record